CGAGGCUCCAUUCGCUCAGCGCGAAACAGGUUUGUGUAGAGUGAGCUGACUCAUUUCUUAUUUAUUUUGAUCGUAUUUCAACAUUGUAAGCAAUCUGAACAUCUGCAAGGCUAGCUACGUUUUCAUUGCAAGUGUUCAGCCACCGAAGAUGGAGAAACCACAAGAUACGACAAUGGAUCUCGGACAACUGCCUGAAAAAACUAGCGCCGCUGAAGUCGUUGUAAUGGAAGCUGGGCUACAGAAGAACCCGUCAGAUAAACAAGUCCGCGAUUACGUUUUGAAAAGGUUUUACUCUACGAGGCCUGGUAAUUUUGAACAUUCAGUUGAGGAUGUUAAGAGAUAUAUUGAUCCUUCACUUGAUGGUGCAUUUGUAAGUGCCUGGCUUCUUGCAGAAAUUGAUCAUUGGGAUCAUGAAAAGGAAAGACUUUGCAUAAUCACAGAAAAACAACUGCUCAUCAUCAAAUACAACUUUGUUGCCUUGAGAAUCGAGGAAUCGAAAAGAAUUGACCUACAAAAGAUUGAAAAGAUUCAAGGUGGCAGAUUUGUAUAUCCAAAACACAAUUUAAUUCUCAAUCGGGAAUUCCAGACUGGUAUACGUAUACACAUUGACAAGGUGCUUCAUCUCUCUUUGAUGCAAAAAUGGAACCCACUCUUUAAUGACAUGCCAUUCUUCACAUUCACACAACACAAGGCUGUUCCCUUUCUUGAUGAAAUACCUUAUUACAUGGGCUACCAAGAUUUUAAACAAGCCCUGGUAUCAGCAAUGGAAGGAACUGGUGCAACAUUUGAAGCAUCUUGUGAGGAUAUUCCUCUGGAAAUUUAUGUUGGUUUGAUGUCAAUGGUACACAAUUCAAAUGACUUUGGCUAUUCUAAAGACAGAGGGGUAAUGAGCUUUUAAGCCAGUUGAAUGCAUCAUGGUUUUAUCAUAACGAGAAAUGUGAUAUUAACCUUAGAAAAAUGCCACAAAGACUUGAACAAGUCUGCAUUAAAUCACAUAGAGGUUGCUUGUUGGUAUUUCAUUUAAACUAAAUAUUAUUCUGUAAUUGGUUUCAUUAGUUAUUUAAAAUAAUUUGUUUUUUACACAGUGCAUAUCAUUUUCAUUUGUUACAGCCCAUUUCAUAAACAUUCAUUCUUUUGUUAGUCUAAGUUUGUGUCUACAACCAAAAUUCACUUAUAUCCUUAGAUGAAAAGUACUUUUUUCAGAAUAUAAAGCAAUCAAAUCGUGUCAAAAUGGGUUUAUCUUGUUGCUCUUGCAAUCUAAGACUGCAAUGUUUCUCUUUUUGCAAUUGGUAGUAGAAAGGCCGCUUAGAGGUAGCUCAAGUUACAGUGUACAUUUGAGAUGGAUAACAGUUAUGAAUUAUCGUAAUAAUUAUAUUGAACUUUUUACAGGCCCCUUAUAGUACAAGGUCAUCUAGUUUUUACCUCAGCUACACUCCUUUCUUAUUGCUGGUGGUUGUAGACUCGUUUUAUGAUGCUACAAUUGUUUGCCAAAAUAAUAGUUGAGUGCAAUGAAUAGUUCAAGCUCAAAAAUUGACAAUCCCAGGGUAUAACUACUUUUCCAAGUUAUCAACACUGUUCCUAAAUUAUCUUCUCCUUCCCCAUUAAAUAUCGAUUCCUUCAUAAGAGGUAUUUGUGCAUCAAGUCUUAGUUAGAUUGUCAAUGACUUAAAAUUUGUAUGAAGUAACAUUUUAAGGGAGGAUGAUAAACAACUUUAAUCUGUCACAAGAACAUUCAGUGAAAGUUUUCCGACAAUUUUGUUUUUUAAAAGUGUAUUAAUUACAUUUGCAAUUUAUGCUAUAUUCUUUUAUCCAUUAUCAUAAGGGCCAGCACCACUGAUCCUUAACUUGAGUGGCCAGUGGUGUUAAAAAAGUUUUUUCUUCCCCCUCCCCCUUCCCCAAUCUUGGCAAACAUGUUGCCUACAUUGUUUUACUUGUAGAAUUUGAUUCAAUUUUGUUGUUGUAAUAUACAGGUUUAUCUAUAUAAUUAAUUUGGUCUGAUCUUAAUCUGUUAUUAAGCGAAAAAUAGGAGAGGCUGUGCCCUCUAUCUCCCUACCCCCUGUUGCGCAGGCCCUGAUCAUGCACAUGAAGCUGUUCAAUCCUUAUAUAUACAUUAUGAAUUUAGCUACAAUUAGAUAUUUAUGUUUUGGAAUUAUUCAGAUAUAUUCUAUUAUUUUAACUUUUGAUUGGUGUACACCAUUGUAUUAUUGGCAUGUAGAAUGUUAAAUAACAAAAUUAAUGUUCAGAUACGCUCUUUU
This is a messenger RNA of Rhopilema esculentum, 2254 nucleotides long. Its product is annotated as tumor protein p63-regulated gene 1-like protein. Gene Ontology annotation, cellular component: cytoplasm. The record is from RefSeq and is a predicted model, not a curated record. Lineage: Eukaryota; Metazoa; Cnidaria; Scyphozoa; Rhizostomeae; Rhizostomatidae.